UCCGCCUCCUUCCACGUCUCAGUCGAACAGGAAGUAGAAAUAUAGGUUCUUAAAGAAGCAGGUAUAUUCAAAGCUUCAAAUACGAUUUUAAAGUGAAGGUUAUUGCUCCUUUUCCUGUGUUCCUUUUAAACGAACGCAUCGUUCGCCAGCUGCGGUGGGACGGAGACACACUGUUACCUGAAAGACAGGGACGAUAACCGGAGAUUGAAGUAAAACAGAGAAGAGGAACAAGUAAUAGGUUUAUUCCAUGCUGAAAAGAGAAGAAAGAAAACACUACGUUUCUGCCGUGGAGCCUUCUUCAGGGUUUUACAUAUACUGAAUCUGGAGGUGUCGUCUCUAUAAAGCUCAAGGGCUGGUGUGGCAGACAGUCGGGAUGGGAGAGAAGGUGCUGGUGACUGGUGGAGGAGGGUAUAUUGGCAGCCACUGCGUGGUGGAGCUGAUUGAAGCAGGUUUCUGCCCUGUAGUCAUCGACAACUUCAGCAACACCAUCCGAGGAGAGGGGGGUGUUCCGGAAAGCCUGCGCAGGAUUGAGAAGAUCCUGGACACUGCAAUCGAAUUCCAUGAGCUGGACCUACUGGACCGGGCCGGGCUGGAGGAGGUCUUCAGGAAGCACCGGUUCACAGCUGUGAUACACUUUGCGGGUCUGAAGGCAGUUGGGGAGUCAGUGGAGCAACCUCUGCGGUACUACCGGGUCAACCUGACUGGAACCAUCAACCUGCUCGAGACGAUGCAGGCUCAUGGCGUGCACAACAUCGUGUUCAGCAGUUCGGCCACAGUGUACGGAGACCCCCAGCGGCUGCCCAUCGAUGAGAGCCACCCCGCAGGGGGCUGCACCAACCCCUACGGGAAGACCAAGUACUUCAUCGAGGAGAUGAUCAAGGACCAGUGCGAGGCCGAGAAGGACUGGAAUGCAGUUCUCCUGCGUUAUUUCAACCCCAUUGGGGCUCACAGCUCAGGACAGAUUGGAGAGGAUCCCCAGGGCAUUCCCAACAACCUUCUGCCCUAUGUUGCCCAGGUGGCGAUCGGACGACGAGAGCACCUGAAUGUGUUUGGGAAUGACUACAGCACACCCGACGGCACAGGAGUGAGAGAUUACAUUCACGUUGUGGACCUGGCAAAGGGCCACAUUGCUGCUCUCCGGAAACUCAAGGAGAACUGCGGCUGUAAGAUUUAUAACCUGGGCACUGGCACAGGCUACUCUGUGCUGCAAAUGGUGAAAGCCAUGGAGAAAGCAUCAGGGAGAGAGAUCCAGUACAAGAUUGCCCCGAGGCGUAAUGGUGACAUCGCCUCGUGUUACGCCGACCCCCAGCUGGCGGAGAAAGAGCUAGGCUGGAAAGCCAGCUUCGGGCUGGAGAAGAUGUGUGAGGACUUGUGGCGCUGGCAAUCCCAGAAUCCGACUGGCUUCAGCCAAGGUGCAGAAUCCUAACCCUGGGACCUCACUUCUGACCUCAUCAACAGCCAAUCAGGAUGCCCACAGGGAACAAUAGCUGAGAGCUCUCAGAAUACAACAAGGGACAAAGACUAAUCAAUCAGUUUCUAAUUUUAUAGAUCUAUGAACUUGAAAUCCUUGAUAAGAAAACACAUUUUUAUCUUGUUUUCAGCUAUAUUUAAAGCAACUGCUUGGCUGCUAUGACACAGUCUGCUUACAAAAAAUCCUUUUUUGCGCCUGUAAACAAGCAGGACUUGACUUACUGCACUACUGAUUGCAUCCUUAUGACCACAAGGUGAAUUAGACAUAAAUGGUCUCAUUUUCUAAAUUAAAGUUUAUGUACUAAA
Lepisosteus oculatus (spotted gar) is the source of this 1776-nucleotide messenger RNA. NCBI's taxonomy places the organism in Eukaryota, Metazoa, Chordata, Actinopteri, Semionotiformes, Lepisosteidae. The record is from RefSeq and is a predicted model, not a curated record.